GGGAGUGCAGCGAGCUAGUGGCGGUGCCGUUCGCCCCUCUUUCUGUUAUUUCAGGCAGAUGCGGGGAAGCGGGAGAGGAGGCGGCUGGCUCUCCCACUGCCGGAGGGGUUGUCGGCUCGGGGUUGUUUGGGCCGCUCCGCUCCGCAACCAAGGACGCUGGAAGCCGCCUCUACGGAGCGCCCUCCCUUCCCCGCGGCUGAGAGUUUUCCUUGAAUUCGCUCAACCCCCACCCCUUCCUUCGCUUGUCCUCCUUGCCAUGCACCAGGAUCGAACCACCGCUAGCGGCGGCGGCGGCGGCAGCGGCGGCGGCAGGAGGAACUUCCCAAACAGGAACCUAAUGGCUGCGAAGGUGAACCUCUAAGCGCGAAGUCCCCCCUCCCCACACCCGCCUCAUCCUGCCCCGGGAAGAGAGCCGUGCAGAGGGGAAGAAGAGGCGGGCAAGCCACCAUGAGCCCGGGGGCUCAGCACUGAUGCUGGCACCGUUGCCUCCCCGGUGGGACACUUCCCUCCUGUGGGGCACCGCGGACCGCGAAAGCUGCGAGCGGGAAGCGCCCGGAGAAGAGGGGAAAAGCGGGGAGAGGAAAACUCCAUUCGGCCGCUUAAGACUCCCGAGCCCGCCGCUGAACUUCCCUUGAACUCCCGAUUGCGCUUCUCCUUUGGCCCCGGAGCCUUCCUGGCCGAGAGAUUAUUUUUUAUUAUUAUUAUCCUGAUUGCAGUUUUUUUCCAGGCGUCGCAAUCGGCUCUUUGAAAAAUAUACACAACACACACACACACAGAACUAUUUUUGGCCAAUAUCAUGGCGAUGAAAGGAGUUGUCGCAAACCCCGGGAUCUUGUUAGUUACGGCCAACGUCGGAUCCUUGUUCGAUGAUCCAGAAAACCUGCAGAAGAACUGGCUUCGGGAAUUCUAUCAGAUUGUACAUGCACAUAAGCCACACUUCAUGGCAUUACAUUGUCAAGAGUUUGGAGGGAAAAACUAUGAAGCAUCUAUGUCUCACGUGGACAAGUUUGUUAAAGAAUUGCUAUCUAGUGAUGCAAUGAAAGACUACAACAGAGCCCGGGUUUAUCUGGAUGAAAAUUUCAAGUCACAGGAACACUUUACGGCACUGGGCAGCUUUUACUUUCUACAUGAAUCCUUGAAAAAUAUUUACCAAUUUGACUUUAAAGCUAAGAAAUACAAAAAAGUUACGGGGAAAGAGAUCUAUUCAGAUACAUUAGAAAGUACACCUAUGCUGGAAAAAGAAAAGUUCCCACAGGAUUAUUUCCCUGAGUGCAAGUGGUCCAGAAAAGGAUUCAUACGAACAAGAUGGUGUAUUACUGACUGUGCCUUUGACUUGGUAAACAUCCAUCUUUUCCAUGAUGCUUCCAAUUUAGUUGCUUGGGAAACAAGCCCAUCUGUUUACUCAGGAAUAAGGCAUAAGGCCCUUGGUUAUGUACUUGACAGAAUUAUAGAUCAGCGGUUUGAACGAGUUUCAUAUUUUAUCUUUGGUGAUUUCAAUUUUCGACUGGAUUCAAAGUCAGUGGUAGAGACACUUUGUGCAAAGGCUACAAUGCAGACUAUCCGGGCUGCUGACACUAAUGAAGUAGUCAAACUAAUAUUCCGUGAAUCUGAUAAUGACCGAAAGGUUAUGCUACAGUUAGAAAAGAAACUCUUUGACUAUUUUAAUCAAGAUGUUUUUAGAGAUAACAAUGGCACUGCGCUUUUGGAAUUUGACAAAGAGCUGUCAGUCUUUAAAGACAAAUUAUAUGAACUGGACAUUUCAUUUCCUCCCAGCUAUCCAUAUAGUGAAGAUUGUUGCCAGGGAAUGCAAUACAUGAACACUAGAUGUCCAGCUUGGUGUGACAGAAUCCUUAUGUCACAUUCUGCCAAAGAAGUUGUUUUGAAGUCUGAAAAUGAUGAACGGCAAGUGGUGUAUGACCAUAUAGGACCAAAUGUCUGCAUGGGGGACCACAAGCCCGUGUUCCUGUCCUUUCGAAUAGCCGCUGGGGCAGGUAAACCUAUUGCCAAUAUGCACAAGUGUUGUGUCGUGCAGUGACGUGGUGGAAAAAGAUGCCUCCGACAUGAGAAGAUACUUCGGGAAAGUUCAUUAUAGCGAGGAGGAAGAGGAGGAGGAAGCUUCAAACUCCCGCCCAUCGCUUAAAUCGUGACAGCUCUAGCCAUCCAUCCAUCAAGUCCUGCGUGCCCUGUUCUUCUUUUAUUAUUAUUACUGUUCUUGUUAUUUUAGGCUGUUUAUGCUCCACUAGCUUAUUUCUGGCGUGGACACAAGUCCCCACCACCCCCAAAAAAUCUCUUAUACCUCACUGUCUUGUAUAUUCUUGUGUCAUCAAAAGUGGACUUUUUAUUUUUAUAUGGCAAUGCCUAUGUUAUACUACAGUCUGGUUGCCAAAACACACCUACAAAAAAAUCCUCAUAUUAAUUUUUUUUUUCCACAGUGUUUUGUGUCUUGGAUUUCACUGUGAGGUUUGUGUUUUUAGUUGGUCAAUGUGGAAUGAGUGUGUGCAUACAUGUAUAUAUGUAGACACACUUUCCAUGUUAAGACCGUUUUUCAGCACCCUUCCCUAGCUUAAAGCCAGGUUGGGAUUUUAUAUAUUGCCUUGUAUAGAAGUCCUGCUGUGUUAUUAUUGUUGUUGUUUGAUCCUGUGAUAUUUGGGGGUGGGAAAAAGGAUCCAAGUUUGUUUUGUUUGGGUUUUGUUUUGUUGUCCUUUUUAUAACUUGUUUUCUCAUGUUAUUUACUAUACUGCCAUGUUCCAUGGUUUCUGAAUCACACAACAGCAGCUGCUUUCUAUACGUGUAUAUAUUUAUAUAUAUAUUGUAUGUGAGUGUGUAUAGAGAUAUAUAUAUAUAUACACAGAUAUAGAAAUAAUUUAUAAUUACAAACGGUCUUGUCUUUCCUGAUACAAAUAAGACUUUUUCCAACAAUAAGAUCCCUGUUGUCCGGCAGGAAAUUCUGCCACCGGGUUAUUCACCUCUGGAUUAACUUGCAACCCGAGGGAAAAGGGAGGCAGGGUCCGCCGUGGGAAGGGGAGGCUGUUGGACGCUUCACAUACACACACAGACACACACCCCUCCUGAAACGCGUUUCCUCCACGGUAGAAAGGGCCGGCUUUUCACGGAGACACCCCCCCCCUCCGGGGGCGU
This is a messenger RNA of Notechis scutatus (mainland tiger snake), 3138 nucleotides long. RefSeq names its product inositol polyphosphate-5-phosphatase A (gene INPP5A). Gene Ontology annotation, molecular function: inositol-polyphosphate 5-phosphatase activity. Lineage: Eukaryota; Metazoa; Chordata; Lepidosauria; Squamata; Elapidae. The record is from RefSeq and is a predicted model, not a curated record. Gene Ontology annotation, biological process: phosphatidylinositol dephosphorylation.